AUGUCAACAACACUCCCAAGCCUCUUCUCCCUAGAAGGCGAAACCGCCAUCAUAACAGGCGGCACGCGAGGCAUCGGCCAGGCGAUGGCCUACGCACUGGCAGAAGCAGGCGCCGAUAUCGUCCUAAUCCAGCGCGACGAAUCCAACAAAACAACCCACGACACCAUAAAAACCCAAUACAAGAGAAAAGCAUACAUCCACGUGGCCGAACUAUCAGACCGAAAAGCUCUAAAAGCCAUCCUGCCAGCCCUAGUCUCCCAAGAAAUCCACCCAAUGAUCCUCCUCAACUGCGCCGGCAUCCAACGCCGGCACCCGAGCGCCGAAUUCCCAGACGAAGACUGGGACGAAGUCCUCAACGUGAACCUGACGUCGGUCUUCACGCUGUGCCGCGAAUUCGGCGCCUACCUGCUCUCGCGGCCCCCCUCCGGGGGUACCGGGAACGGCAGACGCGGGGCGAUAAUCAACGUGGCGUCGCUGCUGAGCUUCCAGGGGGGUAUCACGGUGCCGGCGUACGCGGCGGCCAAGGGCGGGGUGGCGCAGCUGACGAAGGCGCUGUCGAAUGAGUGGGCCGCGCGGGGGAUCAAUGUGAAUGCGAUUGCGCCGGGGUAUAUUGCUACUGAUAUGAAUACUGCGUUGAUUCAGGACGAGGAGCGGAAUAAGGGGAUUAUGGCGCGGAUUCCGGCCGGCAGGUGGGGGAGGCCGGAGGAUUUUAAGGGGGUUGUUGUUUUCCUGGCGGGAAGGGCGAGCGCGUAUGUUUCUGGGGAGGUGGUUACUGUUGAUGGGGGAUGGAUGGGACGGUAA
Aspergillus homomorphus CBS 101889 is the source of this 801-nucleotide messenger RNA. Its product is annotated as putative 2-deoxy-D-gluconate 3-dehydrogenase. Lineage: Eukaryota; Fungi; Ascomycota; Eurotiomycetes; Eurotiales; Aspergillaceae. Gene Ontology annotation, molecular function: oxidoreductase activity, acting on the CH-OH group of donors, NAD or NADP as acceptor. The coding region runs from base 1 to 801 and encodes 266 amino acids. The record is from RefSeq and is a predicted model, not a curated record. The transcript is spliced from 2 exons.